Molecule: messenger RNA, 1113 nt
Organism: Setaria italica (foxtail millet)
Lineage: Eukaryota; Viridiplantae; Streptophyta; Magnoliopsida; Poales; Poaceae
Exons: 6
Coding region: 98-478 (126 amino acids)
Source: RefSeq, a predicted model, not a curated record
GUGCUCUCCUCAGUCCUCUCUGAUCCUCUUCCUGUCUCCUCUCCGCAGUCCGCAGCUCAACUUCAUUUUCCGCUAAACCCUACGAAGGGGGAGAGAGAUGGCCGUCGCGAUGCUACGGGACCUGAAGUAUGUCGUCGGCUCCUUACUUGGCAAGGGGGAAGUGAUGCAAGAUCUGGAGUAUUCCAUGCGUACUAAGGGAGACUUGACCCGAUUGGAGGAGGCGAGGCUCCGGGCUUUCAGCGGGAUUGCAACAAGGGGAUUCGCCACGGGCGCCGCAAUUUACAGUUUCAUGGGGUGGUUCAUGACCGGCAGUGGUGCUUUUCUAACAGGAAAGUUGAUGUAUUAUAUAGCCUUGCGUAUGUGUGCUCAACUCAUUUUGGAAGUUUACGAUCCAGAAGACCGCAUGAAGAUGGAACUCGCUAACAUGCAUGAAUACUUACUAAGCAUAGUGAUGACAAACCACUGGUUGAAGCUGUAAGAAAGCAAUUCUUUGCUGAGCAUCUGUUCAAUGACCUGCACCAAGUAGUCCACUUUUCAGGUGGCAUCCAUGCAGUUGGUAUGUUGACAGCGCUUUUGUGGAAAGGCUAAAGGAAACAGAAGCUGAACUUAACACCUCUGACAACGAGACAGGAACAUCUUCAAGACAGACAAUAGCAAACAUCAGAUUUGGAGACCUCAUGGAUGACCCGCUGGCUUGCAUGCUUGGUUCUCCAAUAAGGGACAUGGGAAGCCACAAUCCCUCGGAAAACACGAGAGCUGUCCUGAAGAGAACGGAGCCACGAAACCGCAAGAGAAGUCACCGCCCAUCAUCGCCAUCAGAAUGCUGACAAUUUAGUUGCUGCAUCGUGAUGGUUGGACCAUAGCCCAUAGGUGUGGACUGUGGUAUGAUGUUGUAAAUGUUAGCAUUCUGGUCGUCAACUGGAGCAAUUAGUUGUCGGCAUAUAUUUUCUGGGGGUUGAGUAAGCUCAUGUGCACGAGCUAAUUGAAGUGUUUAUCUGCUGUCACGUACACAAUGAUAUGAACGGUAAUUGCUCAAUCACCCUGUUAAAUGCACCCGCAUUCUUGCAAAUGUAUACAACCGGGUUUUUGAAAUGCAAGGUUCUGGUGUAUAGU